This is a messenger RNA of Racocetra persica, 474 nucleotides long. NCBI's taxonomy places the organism in Eukaryota, Fungi, Glomeromycota, Glomeromycetes, Diversisporales, Gigasporaceae. The record is from the annotation of a GenBank genome assembly.
AUAGAUACUGAUUUAAUGAACGAAUAUGUUGAUUAUCUUAAGGAUAUAAAGGUUAAUAGAUCCGGAGCUCCAAUGAUGAUGGUCUAUGAUUCUUUUACAGGACAUCUAGAAAAAUCAGUUAAAGAAAAGUUUCGAAAUAAUGGGAUUGAUUUGGCAGUAAUUCUAGCUGGCUUAACCAGCGUGUGCCAACCAUUAGACGUCGCUAUCAAUAAACUAUUUAAGGAUAACCUUUGUAAGGAAUGGCAUCUCUGGAUAUCUCAUGGUGGUGCCGGUACAACUGCUAAAGGAAAUCUUCGCCGUGCAAGUUUUAGUGAUGUAUGUUGGUGGGUUAAAUAUUCUUGGAAAGGAAUUUCUAACGAGGUUAUUAUUAAAUCUUUUAAGGCUUGUGGCAUUACAAAUAGUUUAGUCAAUCAGGAUGAUUCUGAUAAAGAAAAUGACUAUGAAGAACUAGAAAUUAUCGACUUGACAAUUUAA